ACUGACAGUAGUCUAAGCCAUAGCUGGUUCUCGAAUCGCAUGUUUCGCUUGAAACAGAAGUGGUAGUUGUGGUGGUAGUGCAAGUAAGAUGAAGGGAUCUCCAAGCAAGACUGAAGAGCUUAAAGAGAAAGGCAACCAGUGUCUGAAGGAAGAGAAGUAUGCUGAGGCCAUCUUGCACUACACGCAUGCCAUCUCAAAUGAUCGUGAAAAUAGUGCUCUCUACAGCAAUCGUUCAAUGGCCUUUCUGAAGAUGGACCAGUUUUACUUGGCUUAUGAAGAUGCCAAAGAAACCAUCAGACUCAACCCGGAAUGGCCCAAAGGUUACUACCGUAAGGCUGAGGUGGAGUUCAAGGCGGAGCACUAUAGAGAAGCAAUGGAGUCUUUCCGUAAAUCACUGCAGUUUGGAGCCGAUGAACCCAAGGUGUUGGACCAGUUGAGGAAGGCAAAGCGAGAAAUGGAACGGCAGAUCAGAGUGGACAAUCAAAUUCCCUGGGUCGGAGCUGCAACAGGCUUUGUUCUGGGUGUGCUUCUUGUUGUCUUUGACGUUGGCAUCAGAGAACAACCCUUUCUUGUGAAUCCCCUUUGGAUGACGCUUGUUGUAAUGGCAGCAUCAAUGAUCUGUUAUUUUCUCGCCCGCUUCCACAAACACACACUGCAAGGCCAACGAAAAAGCCUGUUGGAACCACCACUGGACAUUUUUGGAAUCAAUGCUGAAAAAGAAGAGAAGGCACCGAGUGGCUCUGGUGAUGCUCCACAAGAAGCGGCCAAGUCAAAAACAAGCUGAGCAUUUGUGAUGAUCAGUGGACCACAGAUGCCUCAGUCAGACAUAUAAAGUCGUAUGCUGCCUUUCCUGAAAAUUCCAAGAGUGUGUCUUCCAGGCACAAUGAAACAUUCCUAGUCAUUUAAGAGUCCUCAAACAGCAACAUGCAGCAAAGAUGUUGGGAGUGCUGUGUUUUGUAAUGCUUUUGAUAUAGUUCAUUCCCUUUGAAAAUGUUUAGUUUUUAGUGCAUUUUGUAUCAUAUAAAAUGAAGUUAUUCUGUUGUUCCACUCUACCUUACCAGAUCGUAUUAAUUUACAUUUCUUGUUUCGAACCAUGUUUUGUUAUAGCUUUCAUACCGUUUUCAUAACUAUGCUCCAAAAUCCGGCCAUCUCAAGGGUUGGGCCUCCAUUUAAUGUCUAACAAAUAGAUUGCCUGUGAUUUGCAAACAACGAGGUAUACAUUGUUUUGUCAGCUGUGUGCUGUGCCACAAAACAUAAAGUGGCAUUUCUCUCUGCUCACAGACAUUGUAACUGUCCAUACGCAUGCAGUGACAUAGUUACUGUGACCAUAGCACACCAUCCUUGUUCUUUCUUGUCGAGGUUGUGUAAACGUUAUGGUCACAGUAAUUGUAUCAAACGAACUAGUCCAAAAGAUUGUACUCCUGGAAUGCAGCUAUAGAUUUACUCAAAUUCCCCUUAUUGAAUCAUGAUAACUAUUGAGGUCUCCAGUUAAGAAGUUUUGGUUUUUCAGGUAGAUCCAAGCAUUGUUGCCACUUAGGUAAACAAGUUUGACUGUCAGCAAGGUUCUUUAGCUGAUGCAAUUGCAAAAUCAUUGAUCUUAGACUAAUUUUUUGAUGUGCUGUAGUUAUUUUGUGAAAUGGGACAUGAAGAUUGGCAGUUUAACCAAAAAGUGAAGCAUUGAAAGUGAUAGCGAGAUUUAGUGUUGUGCUCGAGCUCCACACACAGUUCUAACAAUAUGCGGAGGCAACAUGGCGUGACGCUUCGCAUUAGGCAACUGCUGUUGCACUGCAGAAACAGCACCCUGGUACAUGCUAGCCAUGUCACAACGCUAGGGCAAUGACGAGUGUCAGCAGUGUUAUCAUAGGUGUUGCACUUUGACGGUCCACGAGUUGAGACAAAUGGAAAACUUUUAGCAUUUAUCAACGCCCAGUAAAAAGAUUAAAAAUGUGUAAGGGCCGCACUUCUUUCUUUCCCAGAUUCACGCGCAAGUUUCCAGGAUACGGCCCACGCACACAAUGUGCUUGAAAAAAAAAAUUGUUUUUAAGUAAAAGCAGCAUUUCAAUAAGCUAAUCUAACUUCUUUAGUGUAAAUCAUAUCUCCUCUCAGUUGCCACCACUCACAAAUCCUCUGACUCCAAGCUGAUGCUGUACUCCAGCGCAGUCCAAACUGUUCGAGAUUCUGGUCACCCUUAAACUUCACGAUACAAUGUCCAUAGACGCAAGAGUACCAUGCGAACAGGAUCUAGCCAUGCACAGUCGGGAGUGGUGCCCUCUUGAGCCACUUGGUCGGUGUUUGCUUGUUGCUGCUGUUUGCCAUCCAUUUGGCAUACUGCCUUUGAAAUCCAACUUUAAAAGGCUAAUUUAUGUUGACACCCAGUUGCUGCAGCAUGCCGGGGAAGCUGCCAGAACAACAUGGUGCCUGGCUGGUUAUGCCCAAUGCUUUUUACCCAUUCAAGCAGAAGCUCAUUGUCCAUCCAGCCCUCUUAUUGUGCUUUAACUAUGAUUCCCUUUGGGUAAAGUAUUAUUAGGAAUUGUUUUCCUUUUCAACAUGACUUGGAGGGCCAGCUUCCAUCUGUCCGCGGUGAUUCACAGCAUAGUGGUGCAAUGUUGGUCAUCUGUGGUGAUUGCCCCCACGACAAUGCUAUUUCUUUCUUUCAUUCCAAUUGUGCAUUUCUCGGCACAGUCAAACCACACAGAGGUCUGGUCAGCAUUCACCAUCUAAGAAAAUACAUACAGUAAAACCUCGCAGAUACAAGGCUGUUUCAUACGAUUUCCCUGCACCAACAUUCGUGUUAUACAAAUAGAAACAUGACCCAGUGCUGCUGCACUUCUUUCUUACCAAUUAAUAUGUUCCCGGUAAAGAUGCUCUUUCAGCACCAACAUUCAGUGCACCACCAAAUUGCGAUUGUAUGAUACACUUUCUGGCUGCUAUAUCCAGCAGUGUAGCUUUUUGGGCUUGUUGGUGCAUGAUUUAAGUAGCAAUGAAUAGCGUGCAGAGGACGAGACAGUAAAAUCCAGACAUACACGAAGAGUACGAGCACUAAAUUCCAACAAAUUUUAUUUUUCAUAUACAUCACCUUUAUAUGCCCGGAGAAGGACAUAUCACUUAGACAACCGGUAUCAGCAUCUCAGAAACGCUAGCUCUUUAUUGCAGAGGAAAAUAGGUGUGUUCACACACAUGCAUCCUGCUCUGCUUAUCGUUUCAGCUUCAAUGAUUUCUCGAGUUACCCUGUCUUUGCUCCUUUCUAUGACAACAUAUUUAUCAAGGAACGACUUGCACGCUUUUUGACUCGCAGGAACAAAAAUGUAAACAAAGAACUGCACACGCCAUCAAAAGUACAGACCUGUCAUGGCAGCGUCCUUGCAGUACUUGCCCAUUCGAGUCGCAUGAAAAUGCUGACAUGCACUCAGUUUUGUCAGCGAUUCAUCGAGUAGACAAAUCAAAGCUUCCCACCAAAAUGCCCCGCCUGAAGAAGCUGCUGACCCAGACUGAGUUUGAGAAGCGCAUUUCGAAGCUUAAUGAAGCUGCAUAAACAAUGUGCAUCUCAAGUCGCUCGGGCCUCACCAUCUUGGCACACGUCAGCAUCUCGUGCUACAAUCAUUUGCACAACACUUCGCAUUACGUAGAUGUCAGUUGAGUCUGUAAAAUUGUUUAGCAUCUUUGGAUGGUACGUUUUCCCGAUUAGUACAUUUUUGCUUCCAUGUUUUUUUCCAAGACAUAUAAUGAGGUUUUACUGUAGUUGUGUUCAUGGUGCAGACUGAGGACAUGCUUCUGAAAGCUGAGCACUUUGUCAGUGUUGUCUUGGGGAGGCUGCUGGCAUGGCAUCAUCCUUUGCUGAAAGGCGAGGCCCUUCUACAACAAUGUUCAUACACAUCCAGCACUAGCUUUGAAGUCCUUGCGCCGUGUGCUUUCUUCAUGUGACAAGGCUUGCACCUUCACACGCAGCAUCUCAUAGCAUGGAAGCUCUUCUUCCAAUUCAGGAAACUUCCAUGACUUGCCUCAGAAAGUGCACUUUUUGCUGCUUUUGUUGCUCAAUGCAUCCUUUGAUUGCAUCAUCAUCGAAUGCACUUCUCAUCUGCGUCACAUUUUGUGCCUGCUGCACACUUCCCAAAUUCAAAAGCGAACUCGACAACUUUCAACUUAAAGCCAGCCUGGCUUUAAAUAAAAACUUGUAAUAUUUAAAGCCAGCCUGGCCAAGUUGCUUGACCAUCUUUCUGAUAUUCCAGUGCUCAGCAGCAAUUCAUUAAAAAAAAAUGAGACCAGCACAUGAAAGCCAAACAGUGCACGUAACAGUACUGGUGGAUUUCAUUCUCUUGCUUAAGCAGAGUUGAUAGUGUGAGAAUUUUAGCUACAUAGAUACUUUCUGCAUGAAAUCAGCAUAACACUGAAAAAGAGGACACAAAUAAAAACAAGACAUGGUACCAUUUUGUCUCCUCAUUCAUGCCAUGCUCAUUGCCAAUUCGCCCACGCUUCCGCCCUUUUUACUUUCCACAGGUUGAACUGAAUUGAAAGGUUGGUGCAGUCUAACCCCUUACCCUAAGUGAUAUAUGAUGCACAAAGAACUUCUAGCACAAUAGAAUCGAAAAGAAAGAAAAUCCUACUUAUUGAUCCGGAAUCUGUGUUAUCUCUAGUAAUCAGAUACAUUGCUAAACUAAGCCAUGAAAGAAUUUGUAAAUCAAGUUAUUUUUCAUAAUUGAUACAUUCAAAAUGAGCGCAAAAAAUACAAAGGUGUUCUUUACUAUUUAUUAGCCUACUUACGGUAGUUCUGUGAAGCAAGCAUUAAUUGUUCUAUCAUAUAAGAUACAGCAUGCAGUUAUCGGUUGUCUUGUAGAGGCAAGGAGAGAUUUGUUUUCUCGCAAAAGAAAAAAAAUUUGGUGGCAAUAUGUUCGUACGGGCUAUACUCUUCCUUAGCACGAUUAUGGUUGGUGAAUAGGUCCAAAAAUUAAAGUGGAAGUGUUGGUUACAACGAAAAUAGUAUAGAGCUUGCCAUGUUCCAAGAGCUAAUAACAUCAACAAAUAACUCUAGGUGGAAGAGCAACAAGGGUAUCUUUCAAGCUCCUAAAAGUUAUGCAAAGCAAACGCUGACAAACCAAAGCCUACAAAUGAUCUGGCUUAUGUACCGAAGCUAUCAUUUAGUAUAAUGAUGGUGAAAUCGUUAAAUUUUUUAGAAACUUGUAUUAGCUGGAGCUACGAUUCUCCAUUUUUAAAGCAAUGUUUCAAGAUUUUUUCAGUGGUUCUGAUGUUCUUGCAAGUUUUCUGCAAUUGGAUUGUCUUUCUUCCUGGGCGUUAGAUAUAUAUGCUUGUAAAUGGCUGGUAUAAAAGUAAACAUCUUCGACAUAGAUCUGUCUGGCUCGGUGGGAAAUAUUAGAAGUGAAAACUGUUCCAGCCAAGGUUAAGAAGUUCCAAACCUUUCAGGACCAGCUCGGUCCCAUCUUCAAGUAGUGACUGGAGAAGCCGAAGAAACAACAUCACCAAAGCAACCGAAACGGAGGUGAAAUCGCAAUGCAAGAAAGACGGGAGUUUAAAGGACGCUGUUCCUUUAGUUGCUUCAGUCACCCUGUGAAAAAGGGACCAAGCGGUCCCGAAAUGUUGGGAACUUAACUUUGGCUGGAGAAGUUCUCGCUUCCAACUGCAUAGGUUACGUAUAAAAUACAACUACGUUAAGUCAUAAAAUCGCAACCAUGCAUCUCUUUAGAAAGUGAGACCUAUUCAGGCAUAUCUGGCCUACACAGACUUGCCUAAUUUUUUCACAAGGAAGUAAUAAUUCAUGCAGUAAGGAGCUUACAGUUAAUUGCCUCGGGCAAUAUUGUAGUAAAUUAACAUUCUACUGGAAGAACAAAGUAUGCUUUUCUUUGUAGCAACAGUGUUUUGUACUGUUUUCUUAUGCAGCCAUUACUUAGUCCAAUGUACUUAUAAAGGAAAACACAACACAUUAGAAUUUUAAUUUUUAUAGCCUACUUGCCACUUUGGGUUGUCAAAAAUUUCACUAUUCAGCAUCUUGUACUAAUGCUACAUUGGCAUGUUUAAUGUUUAAAGAUCACACUUUAUCACAGUGUUGCCUAAAUAUUAUGCAGUAAGUCUAGGCCACUGUCUCUAGCUGUCACCUGCUUCCUAUGAUUAAUAUGCCACAUGUCUCGUGUUAAUAGCGGCACAAAAGAUGGCUAUGUAUACAGAUGCCAUCAGACUUAAACUGAACGAUCAAAAUGUAUAUCUAGCAGCUUAACUAAAAAAAAUGUGAACUUUAAGGAGAAAACAUUGACCGCUUUGGAAAGAAGAUACAUUAAUAUAGCGCAUUCAAAUCAGCUCGUUCAGAUAUCUCCAGCAACAAGGUGCUCAAGGCAUGUUUAGGUUAAGUGUGACUGAAGUUGUACAGAAGUGAUGCACAUCCUAUUUUAUGUACAUGUCUGCACAUUGUGUUCACGAAUUAAACUUCAAGUUGCAAGGCACUGUCUUUGCCUUGUAUGUUUGUGUUUGUUGUACAAGGUGUAGUAGAGGGCCAUCUUUUUCAGUGUUUUCACACACGACUACAUUGCCACUUGACAUGGUGCAAUGUUUAAAAAUGGCUGCUCUAGAGGUAAUCUGGCUAGGCUUAAGUUCAUCAAUGAAAAUGCAGGUUGCCACCAAGUGCAAUACUGCUGACACCCUAUUUCCUACGUGGGGUCAUAGUUGUCACUGCCAGUCUAUUUGCUGGUGUUUAGGUGUCAUGUAAGAGUUUCCUUUGGGUGCCCCCUAUAUUCGGGUGUCUCUCUCCUGACUCAUAUGCACUGCACAAGUCUUCGAUAUGUUUCCUUUGCACAAAGAAAUCACUCUCAAGUGCACUCCAAGCUAAACACAAUGCAGCAAAUGUCGGUGUGGUUAUCUUUAUCAAUGCUGUGAAAAUUAAUGUAAAGAGGUGUGGAAAUGGCACUCUGCUCUUAAAGAAAACACCUUAUUAAUACUGAGUACACUCGACGUAACUUCAGUGAUGCUCCUACUUUAUGGCAAAGAGAGGGCCUGUUAUGAUGCCUGGCACCCAUAACUAAUAAAAGAUUAUUCUGCAAGACUUUAUGCUAUACUAGAAUGUGUGCUUAAAUUCUGGUGAGAUACACCCUCAAGAGUGGUUGGCCGUGCAUAUAUUGACCUACAUUGUCAUCUUGGUAAUAUUAAAAGUCAGAUUUUGUGCUUA
This is a messenger RNA of Dermacentor andersoni, 7165 nucleotides long. RefSeq lists its product as uncharacterized. The record is from RefSeq and is a predicted model, not a curated record. Lineage: Eukaryota; Metazoa; Arthropoda; Arachnida; Ixodida; Ixodidae. Gene Ontology annotation, molecular function: Hsp90 protein binding.